AUGUUUUCAAAAUAUUUCGUUUCGCUAUGCAUGUGCCUUCUUGCUUUUUCCUCGGUAGAUUCAAGAAAUGUUGGCCAAUCGACCAAUGAUAUGAAGUCUUCAGACUUCCAUCGCCGGGCCUCCAGGUUUUAUGCCAAAACUGGAGAGCUGCUUUCGACAUUUUCUUAUUCGAGCUAUAGUAUCCCUCAAAAAAGCUCGUCUGAACAGACGUACAUACGACACUCAAAAGGAGGCAAAACUUAUACAAAAGUGCCAUUCGGCUCGAAUUCGAGUUCAGAUAAUUCACCAACACCCGCUACUACCCCAAGCUCUGGUCAGUCAGGAAGUACGGGUUCUUCAAAUUCAUCUAGCUACGUCGCGGGUUCAGAUUCAGCCAAAUGGUUGGCCGCGCAUAACAAAGCCCGAGCUCAAUACGGAGCCCCCGCUCUCACAUGGAGUACUACCUUAGAAUCCUUUGCUCAGAAGUUCACUGAGGCUUGUGUUUUUGAACAUACAAAGAAUAAUCAAUACGGAGAGAAUCUGGCUUGCGGACAACAAGAUAUCGAGAGUGUAGUCAAUGAUUGGGUCAGUGGAACGGAUGAAAAGGAUGUUUACGACCCAGCUAGUCCAGUAUAUUCCCAUUUUACGCAGGUAGUAUGGUCAGGCAGUACCGAGCUAGGUUGCGCCGUCAAGAGUUGUCAGAACAUUGCAGGCCUUCCCCAAUCGCCCGCACCGUUGUACGUAUGCGAGUACAACCCGCCUGGAAAUGUAGAAGGACAGUACGCCCAAAACGUCAAGGCUAGUAAGGGUGGUAAACCUCUCGGCGCAUAUUAA
This is a messenger RNA of Melampsora larici-populina 98AG31, 813 nucleotides long. RefSeq lists its product as uncharacterized. The record is from RefSeq and is a predicted model, not a curated record. Lineage: Eukaryota; Fungi; Basidiomycota; Pucciniomycetes; Pucciniales; Melampsoraceae. The transcript is spliced from 6 exons. The coding region runs from base 1 to 813 and encodes 270 amino acids.